GUGGUACCGGCUCCACUCCAAGCCUGGCAGGAAGGAGAAGGAGCGAGGCGAGAUCCAGCUGACCAUCGAGUUCACCCGCCAUAGCCUGACCGCCAGCAUGUUCGACCUCUCCGUCAAGGACAAGCCUCGCUCGCCCUUCAGGAAGCUGAAGGACAAGGUGAAGGGGAGGCAGAAGUACGACCUGGAGUCCGCCUCUGCCAUUGUGUCCAGCAGCAGCGGGGCGCUCGACGAGGACUUUGACCUGGGGGGCCGGAAGGACAAGGCCAAGGGCUUCUUCUUCAAGCGCCAGCUGCGCAGGUCCUCCCUGACCCGCUCCAGCACGUCCCUGGGCUCCGAGAGCACCGUCUCCUCCGCCAGCAGCCUGGCGGGCCUUGGGAGCACUGAGACGGUGGCAGCCUCGCCUGGCCGGCACAGCAGCCUCUCCACCGACCCCGCCGGGAGAGACUUUCUGCCUUCUCCAAAGCCGUCGCACAAGAGGGCCUUCAGCGAUGAGGUCUCCCAGAUCAGCGUGUGGCCGGAGCCCCAGUCGGUCCAGAGCCUGCAGACCCCGAAGGAGCCCAGCUCCAGGUCCUCACUCUGCAUCAAUGGGAGCCAUAUUUACUGCGAGGAGCCCUCCCACAAACCGUCCUUCGUGUCCCUGGCCCCCCUCCCUCCCUCCCAGGGCGAUCCCAGCAAGCAGGACAGGGGCUCUGCGGCUGGACUGCCUGCUGCUGAGCCGGACCUGCCGCCCUGGCCUGCCGGCGGCUUCCAGAAAGGACCCCCGAAAGACCCCCCGCGGUUCAUCCCCUCGCCCCCCAUCUUGGCGGCGCAGGAAGAAGACAAGCUCUCCGUGAAGACCAUUGCCCUGAACAAGCACCGGGUCCGAGUCAAAAUGGAAGAGGGCUUGCAGGCGGAGAGCAAGCCCGUUUCGAUGGCCGCGGCCCCGGUUUUCCCCUCGGAGGUCAGGAGGGUGAGGCCUCAGGAGGAGAGGGAACGAGCCGAGGCCGGCGUCUUCCAUCGUGAGAACGGCAAAGGCCGUGGCCAAAGCCACGAGGCAGGGAGCCCCGAGCCCGCAUCGAGCCUGGAGGCCACAGCUGCAGGAGAAGAGGGACCCGGGAGUGCUGGUGGUGGCGGUGGCCAGAUCGGCCUGCGAGACUCCAGGGAGCCGGUCCGGAAGCUGAGUUCCCAGCCUGGCCUGCCUGCUCCACCAGAGCUCGCCAAGGACCCAUGUGUCUCUGCGGAUGAGGGCCUCCCUCCCUCCGUCCGAGAACCGCGGGCUCAGCCCCUCACCCCAACUGCCAGCCACCUUGAGCCUCUGCCCGCUGCUGCUGCCGCUCCUGCUCACCCAUCCGUGGAAGGGGACGACGGCUUCGAUGCCUUUGCCGCCAGCCGGCUCCAGCCAGCAGCUCCGGGGGAGCCCCCCGAGCCCUCUCCCACUGCGGAUUCCCCAGGUCUGCCAGGGGGGGCAGCCGGUCUCUCCACACAGCAGGAGGGAGAGCCCCCCGGCCCAUUCAGGGUCCCACGGGAGAGUCCCGACCGGCCGCACUUCGUCUUUGGGGACAGAGGCCGGGCCUCGAGUGGGUCCGAGGGGGCCCUGCUGGCGAGGGAGACAUUCGGGGAGGGAGGGAGCUCUCCCCCCGAAGCAAGCGGCCUCCAAGAGGAGCGGGCCCAGGGGGAAGCUGCCCAUGCCCGGAUUGCAGGGCAGCCAGGGUCCUCUGAGCAGAUGGCAGCUGUUGCCUCAGCCGUCCCCGAAGAAGCCCUUGGCUGGGCCAUCUCCCCCCUGGCAGACCCCUUCACGGAGGAGCAGGACCGGCCGGCCCCUCGGAGCCAGGAGCAGGCGCUGCCUGGAAGCCAGCCGACUCCUGAAGCUGACAGCGGGGACGCCUCCUGGCUUUGGUGGGACCCGGAGAGGGAAGAGGAAGCGCUGGGCCUGAGGGCUGAGGACGCCACCCCGACCAGCCGUGGCCCUGCUGAGGAGGAGCGAAGGAUGCCAGCCCAGACCAAGGUGCCGGGGGGAGCAGAGCCCCCUCCCCCAGAGUUUCCGAGGAGGGUCUCCCCUCUCGGGCUCACAGAGGAAGCAAGCGGGGCCGGUUGGGGCACGCCAGAGCGCGCACGGCCGGGGGGCCCAGGCGUGGAAGCUCAUCAGCACCUCCCUCCUGUGGGGGCAGCUGGUUCUCCUCCAGCAACCACUGCCUCCCUGGCGCCGGCGGCGAUAAUUGGAGCAGGCGUCCGUGGUGCCGCUGAGGGCCGAGGGCCAGCUGCUGCGGGUGACGAGGCUCUGGAAGAUAACGAGCUGGCAAGCCAGGAGGCUUCUUCUGGGGAUACCCUGCUGGCAGUAAACGAGGGGGCCGGUGGGGCCGAGCACUUUACAACCUGCCCGUCCCAACCCUCUGUGGGCGGAUUAGGCCUCUCAGACGCCACAGAGAGUCCCAGGCAGGGCGGGCCCCAGGAGCCUGGCUCUGGCCCUCAGAGGCUUGAGUGUGCUUGGCCGCCAGGGCUCCCUGGCUCGGCCUCAUUGCGGAGCUUGGAGAGACUCCCUCGGGGGGCCCUGGAGCCCAGCCCCUCCCUGCUGUUCUGGUCCACCUUGGAAGAGCAGCGGGGGCUGCCUGGAGGGAGCGCCAGCCUGAAAGAGCCCGAAGAGCAGCUGUCUGGCCCGGAGCAGGACGAUGCGGCCGCCGGGCCUGCCCCCUGUCUGCCACCCCUGCUGGAGCAGUCGGGGCACCGGGACAGUGCGGGGCAUGAGCUGGAGCUCUCGCCUGGGGCGCCCAGCGACCCAGCGAUGGACUUCAAGAAGGCUUCUUUCUGGCAGGCAGGCAAGGGGGAGCCGGGCAGUGAGCACAAUGACCUUGUGCCGACUCCAGGCAACCCCUUUGCCUCCUGGGCCGCCCCCUCUCUGCAGAACAACCCCUUUGUGGACGUGCCCGCAGAUAUGCCCUGGGCCCAGGCCGCCAUCCUUCAGGUCUCCCCCAUCAUCGAUGCUCAGGGCCUUGGAGAGUUUCCUGCAGCGGCCGGCCCUCCUGGGGAUCUCCAUUCACACCGCUUCUCUCAGGAGCCCCCGGUGGCCCCCUCCCGGCCUGGCCCCCAGCCCCUGGCCUUCUCCACCCCUUCUGUCCAGGCUGCCCUGAGCCCCGCAGACCUCGACCUCCCUUCUCCCCUGGGGCAUCUGGCUGCCGAGGGGGCGGCUGCAGUGGAUGGCCUGGCCGUGGCCCCCCGCUUCCCUGUGCUCUCGCCACCCGGCAUGGAUGCCUCUGCCCCUUCAGUCCUGUCUACGGAGACGCCGCCGGCUGAAGACGCCCCCCUCCAGCAGACGGCCAGUCCACACCCAGUGAAGCCCAUGAGAAGCACGCCAGGCCCAGAGUCCCUAUGCAAGGAGAAGCCCCGCCAGGCUGCCAGCUGGAACCCCAUCCAGACUGCUGGCCAGGAGCAGCUCACGCCAAACCCCGCCAGCAGCGGGAGCUCCGCAGCCUCGGUGGUGCAGCUGGGGAAGAAGGAGUCCAAACAGACCCCGCCGGCCAAGUACCACCACCUGACGCGUGAGGAGCUGGUCCAGCUGGUGCUGCGACGGGAGGCGGAGCUGGGCAAGAAGGAGGAGCAGGUGCGGGAGCUGGAGAACUACAUCGACCGACUGCUGGUGCGCAUCAUGGAGCAGUCGCCCAUCCUGCUGCAGAUCCCCCUCGGGGAGGAGGCCGAGGCCACCCAAUAGCUCCCCCCACAAGAAGCCCCUCGCCCCUGCCUUCCCUGCCUGGGUCAGUCCUGCCGAAUGCCCCCUUCCUUUGGCCACAGCCAGCCCCCCCGCCCCCGGGAUGCCCCGUUUCCUCAGGCCCUCCAGCAUGGGAUGCUCUGGACCUCCAAACGACAUGAGUUGGUGGUGCAUUAGGGCUGUUUUUGGCACAGUGGGGCAUGCCCCCAGGCUAAGGGGCAGCCCUGCAGACAUCUGGGCCUGUCCCUUCGUGAACUCCCAGUCGGCUGCCUAGGUACAUGCAGGUAUAAGUCCUUGACGUCCUCUUACGCCCCCUCCCGCCAGGGCUGCAGUGGGGGGGCUGUGGAAGGGAAAGGCAGAGGAGGCUGACCCAGGAGAGGCCCUUUGAGCAGGCAGAGCCCCCUUUUGUCCCGGGACACACUCUUUGCCAUGUUCCAUGAGGACUAGUGCCUCCCUGCAGUUUGAUCGGUGUUCAAGGCUAUGCCAGCACACAGCACCUUGGAACCAGCCUGCUCUUUGUUGUGCCAUCUCUUGGGGCCUGGGGCACAACUGCCUUGCCCCAGAGAGGUGCCGAGGUGCAUGCCAGAACCACCCACAGUCCCUUUUCUCCAUCCUUUACUUGGCCUGGAGCGCCACACUAACGGAGGAGGGGGUGCCUCCGCCUGAAGCGGUAAUAAGGAAAAACGUGCCUUUUUGAUCAAAGGAGGGCAGCCUCCACCCCUGAAUCUGGCCUGCAUGCAAGAAUAGGUCCUCUCCUUGCUUACGGUGACCCCAGGAAUCUCACUAGCAGGGAGAGGCUGGCUUUUAAGGCACACACAUGCCACAAUGCUCAAAGGUUGGUGCCCUACAGGGCAGGAAUGCCCUAGCUCCUGAGGAGGGGGUGACACUUUGGGGAUUGACCCCUGGUCCGUUUGGCCACCUGGAGGUUUUGUGUGGUGGGUGGAUGCUCGCUGGCUGAACCCUUCUGGAAAUCCUGCGUGAGACGGGCAUGGCUCCCUUGCAAAGAUGUUUGGGGAGGGGGAAGAGUGCUGCUGCUGAAAGCAGGUGGCCUUAGCAAAGCUGGAGGGGGCAGUUCAGAUUCCCCCUUUGCACAGCGCUCUCAUGCAGCUGUCUUUCCCCCCAGUUGGCAGCCCCAGUGCCCCUACCCUGCCUCUUCUCAGGCGGUGCCGCCUAGAUGCUUGUUUGUCCUGUUUCUGCCGAGUGUUUCUACUGUUUGUCCCAUCAGCACCGAAGGUCUGGUGCUGCAGAGUCCGGGGGGGGGGGCCUGUGGGGCGGGGGGGGUCUGGGUUUGCCAUCCUUGGGCUUGCAGCGGGUGACCUCUGACUGCCACCUAAAAUUGCUGCCCUCUCCUUAGUCGCCCAGAUUUUCACCAGCCGCUGGACAGUGUUUUGGAGACUCUGGCGAAUGUUGCCUUGCGAAUGUUGUUAGAGAGGCUCCCACGAUGGUCCCUGACGAAAAGGGUGGGAGCACUCCUAGUUUUCCUUUGGAGCACAUCUGGCAGCCCUGCGGGCACCGUCUUUUCGUUGCAGGCUCUGCCUUGUCCUGUGCGUGGCCUCUGGAAGGAAGGGAGGGUCUCUUGUGUUAAAUGCCGUUGUUUAAAGAAGAUUCACUCUUUUCUGUUUUAAGCACUUUAAAGACAAAA
Molecule: messenger RNA, 5321 nt
Organism: Python bivittatus (Burmese python)
Lineage: Eukaryota; Metazoa; Chordata; Lepidosauria; Squamata; Pythonidae
Source: RefSeq, a predicted model, not a curated record